AAGAAAAUACAACAAGUAAUAUGUGUGUAUAUAAAUAUGAAACCGAUGCAGGGCAAUGAUGAAUCUUGAUUUGAUCUUCUUCUCGAAAACCUCAUAGCUUCUGCUUCUGCUUCCGCUUCUUCUCUUCCAUUUCCAUAUUUACACUUCAUAAUAUCUCUUCACCCUCUUCUUCAUCAUUUAUAACAAACCCAUUUAUAUACAUAGUUUACAUUUUUAUAUAUUUGGACUCGCUAUUGUAACUUUUUUAGUAUCUCUAUUUCAUUUUCUUGUAUGGUCCUCCUGUCAUCUUAACCCUAUAAAAUACUGUCCUCUUUCAGUUUCAGAUUUCUUUAUUUUCUCGUUCAUUGGACACUGAAUGUGAUACAAGAAAAAAGGUUUAAAAGUUAGAUCGAUGGAGGUUGUUCUUGCAUCCAACAAGAGAAUUCUGUUUCUAAUCUUUCUGGUUUCUGUGGUUCUCUUUCGGAGUCAGAAGUUUACACAUGUCUCAGCCGUUAACUACACCAAAACACAUAGACAAGUCAGUAGCCUGAGAGCUGAGAGGAUCCAAAACCACUUGAACAAGAUCAACAAGCCUCCUGUCUUCACCAUCCAGAGUCCAGAUGGUGAUGUAAUAGAUUGUAUACCAAAAAGAAAGCAGCCAGCUUUGGAUCAUCCACUCUUAAAGCAUCACAAGAUUCAGAAAGCACCGACGAGAAUGCCGAAGAUAAUGGGAAAAGAGAGAAGCGUUGAUGUUAUUAAAGAAGCAGCCAGUGUAUUGGAAAGUGCAUGGCAAAUGUGGCACGUGAACGGCACGAGGUGCCCAAAAGGAACUGUUCCCAUACGACGCAACACAAUGGACGAUGUGCUCAGAGCCAAGUCUUUGUUUGACUUUGGCAAAAAGCGACGUAGUAUUGACCUUGAUCGACGGACGGAAAAGCCUGAUGCCCUUGGCACUAGUGGACACGAGCACGCGAUCGCGUAUACGGAAACGUCUUCGGAGAUAUACGGAGCAAAAGCUACGAUAAACGUGUGGGACCCGAAGAUUGAAGAAGUGAAUGAGUUUAGUCUCUCGCAGAUUUGGAUUCUCUCGGGAUCUUUCGUCGGUCCUGAUCUCAAUAGCAUCGAAGCUGGCUGGCAGGUCAGUCCGGAGCUGUAUGGUGACAACAGACCAAGAUUAUUCACUUAUUGGACGAGUGAUUCAUAUCAAGCAACAGGAUGUUACAAUCUUCUAUGUUCUGGAUUUAUCCAAACAAAUAACAAGAUUGCCAUUGGAGCAGCCAUUUCUCCUCUCUCCACUUUCAAAGGAAACCAAUUUGAUAUCACCAUUCUCAUUUGGAAGGAUCCCAAAAUGGGGAAUUGGUGGAUGGGUUUAGGAGACAACACACUAGUCGGGUAUUGGCCAGCAGAGCUAUUCACCCACUUAGCCGACCAUGCAACCACCGUGGAAUGGGGAGGUGAGGUCGUGAACACACGUGCUUCAGGCCGGCACACGACGACCCAAAUGGGUUCUGGUCAUUUCCCUGACGAAGGGUUUGGAAAAGCAAGUUACUUCCGGAACUUGGAGAUUGUUGAUUCAGACAACAGUCUCGUACCGGUGCAUGAUGUCAAGAUAUUAGCCGAGAACACCGAAUGUUACGACAUCAAGAGUUCGUAUAGUAAUGAGUGGGGAACUUAUUUUUACUAUGGUGGUCCCGGGUUUAAUCCUAGGUGUAACUGAAAAAAGUGUACAUAGUCUGGGUUGGAGAGUUGGUUACAAAAAGGGAUCGAAUGUGUAUUUUUUAAAGUAUGGGUAGUGAAGAUUGAAUAUUGGCUUAUUGUUUUUCA
Messenger RNA from Raphanus sativus (radish), 1803 nucleotides. RefSeq lists its product as uncharacterized. NCBI's taxonomy places the organism in Eukaryota, Viridiplantae, Streptophyta, Magnoliopsida, Brassicales, Brassicaceae. The coding region runs from base 392 to 1696 and encodes 434 amino acids. The transcript is spliced from 7 exons. The record is from RefSeq and is a predicted model, not a curated record.